AUGCUUCCCGAAUCAGCAAAAUUCAUUGGAAAUAUUCUAUCGUGGACUUUGCGAGCUGGAUGUGCCACUCAUUUAUUCAAUGAAUAUGUUUACGAGUUUACAGAAACGAAAGGUGAAUCAAUGCUCCCCACUUUACAAGCGCAACAUGACUUUGUUCACGCCUUGAAAAAACACAGAUUAGGUCGAGAUGUAGAGAUCGGUGAUCUAGUUGUUGCACUUAAACCUUCAGAUCCCGACCAUCGGAUCUGUAAAAGAAUAACGGGAAUGCCGGGAGAUGUUAUAUUGGUGGAUCCUUCUAGCUCCUCGCAAAUAACCAAUUCACCCAACUUGUGCAUCGAGCAUGAUGGAUUCAACAAAUACGUGGAAGUGCCGGAGGGUCAUGUAUGGGUUACAGGUGAUAACUUAAGUCAUUCACUAGAUUCACGUUCCUACUCGUGGCUACCGAUGGCGCUCAUCAAAGGGAAAAUUGUGGCAGUCAAUUCUAUGGACAAACUGCUUUGGGAUGACGAUGGAAAACUUUGGUUCUACAACUUCCGAUGGAUCGAUAACACAUUUGUUGAUGAGCUAUGA
Messenger RNA from Clavispora lusitaniae ATCC 42720, 570 nucleotides. RefSeq names its product endopeptidase catalytic subunit (gene IMP1). Gene Ontology annotation, cellular component: membrane; mitochondrial inner membrane peptidase complex. Gene Ontology annotation, molecular function: serine-type endopeptidase activity. The record is from RefSeq and is a predicted model, not a curated record. NCBI's taxonomy places the organism in Eukaryota, Fungi, Ascomycota, Pichiomycetes, Serinales, Metschnikowiaceae.